AGAAGACCCGGCCGGGGUGGGGGCCUCUCCAUAAAACCUACCCAACCGGCCAUCCCAACGGCCUCCCCCGUCUAAGCUGUCAAUUCGUUUGCUCCCCAUCUCCAACCAGAUCAGCGCGCGCGGCAGAUUGGAUCAAGCUGGCUGCUUGGCUUGGCGGCUUGGCCGACCAUUGUUUAGUGGCCGCUUACCUGACCCGGUGUUGAGUAUUGCUUGCAGCACGGAUUCCGGCGCGGCCGCCCCGGAGGAGCUGCUGAGCUUCUUCUUACUCGCGGCCCUGCCUGUCUGGCUGUCUCUUUCUUUCUUUCUUUCAAGGAAGAGAAGCUGAGGAACAAGUCUGCCUGAAGACAAGCCGAGGAACUUGCUUCCGGGGGCGAGGAGGUGAGGAGAGAGAUCAGGAGGAGCGACUCGGAGAUGGCCGGCGGGUUCGCCGGCGGCGGGGCGGCCUCCGGGAGGGCGGAGCUCUACGAGGGCAGGAUCACCAGCUACUUCAUCCUCGCCUGCGUCGUCGGCUCCUUCGGCGGAUCCCUCUUCGGCUAUGACCUCGGCGUCUCCAGCGGCGUGACCUCCAUGGACGACUUCCUGAAGAAGUUCUUCCCGGACGUGUACCGUCGGAAGCAGGCGCACCUGCACGAGACGGACUACUGCAAGUACGACAACCAGGUGCUGACGCUCUUCACCUCCUCGCUCUACUUCGCCGGCCUCGUCUCCACCUUCGGCGCCUCCUACGUCACCAAGCGCCGCGGCCGGCGCGCCAGCAUCAUGGUCGGCGCCGCCAGCUUCUUCCUCGGCGGCGCCGUCAACGCCGCCGCCGUGAACAUCGCCAUGCUCAUCGUCGGCCGCGUGCUCCUCGGCGUCGGCAUCGGCUUCGGCAACCAGGCCGUCCCGCUCUACCUCUCCGAGAUCGCGCCCUACCGCAUCCGCGGCGCCGUGAACCAGCUCUUCCAGCUCACCACCUGCCUCGGCAUCCUCGUCGCCGACGUCAUCAACUACUUCACCGACCGCCUGCACCCAUGGGGGUGGCGCCUCUCGCUGGGGCUCGCCAUGGGCCCCGCCACCGCCAUCUUCGCCGGCGCGCUCUUCCUGCCGGAGACGCCCAACAGCCUCGUGGAGCGGGGGCACCUGGAGGAGGCCCGCCGCGUGCUGGAGAAGGUGCGCGGCACGCACAAGGUGGACGCCGAGUUCGAGGACCUCAGGGAGGCCAGCGAGGCGGCGCGCGCCGUCACGGGCACGUUCCGGAACCUGCUCGCCACGCGCAACCGGCCGCAGCUCGUCAUCGGCGCGCUCGGGAUCCCAGCGUUCCAGCAGCUGUCGGGCAUGAACUCGAUCCUCUUCUACUCGCCCGUCAUCUUCCAGAGCCUGGGCUUCGGCUCCUCCGCCGCGCUCUACUCCUCCAUCAUCACGGGCUCCAUGCUCGUCGUCGGCGCGCUCAUCUCCAUGGUCACCGUCGACCGCCUCGGGCGCCGAUUCCUCUUCAUCGAGGCCGGCGUCCAGAUGAUUUCCUCCAUGGUGGUUGUGGCCGUGAUCCUGGCGCUCAAGUUCGGGCACGGCGAGGAGCUGAGCAAGGGCGUGAGCACGGUGCUGGUGGUGGCCAUCUGCCUCUUCGUCGUCGCCUACGGCUGGUCCUGGGGCCCACUGGGGUGGCUCGUCCCCAGCGAGCUGUUCCCGCUGGAGAUGCGGUCGGCGGGGCAGAGCGUGGUGGUGUGCGUGAACCUCUUCUGGACGGCGGCCGUGGCGCAGUGCUUCCUCGCCGCGCUGUGCCACCUCCGGUGGGGCGUGUUCGUGCUCUUCGCCUCGCUCAUCGUCGUCAUGUCCAUCUUCGUCAUCCUCCUGCUGCCGGAGACCAAGCAGGUGCCCAUCGAGGAGGUCUGGAUGCUGUUCGACAGGCACUGGUACUGGAAGCGCAUCGUCCGCAAGGACCCCAAGUACCAGGGAAACCUCCACCAGCAGCAGGAGAUGGCGAGAGCUUGACGAUGCAUGAUACUAAGAUUUAAUAAUUAAGGUGCAUGUGGGAUGUUUACUAGAUCGACCCAAGUUGUGAUUAUAUUCUUGAUGCAAAUUAAAGAGGAGCUAGGAUUGGAGAUGCUGCUUAAUUGCCUUUAAUUUGUACUCCAUGGUUUCGUGUUCUUGGAAGUUCAGGCUUGUGGGGCAAAAAGUUGUCCCGGUGUGUAUUUGGUGCCAGGUAGAUGAAUCGUACGUGAUGCUAAAUGUGCUAGGCCUAUUAUGAUGUUAUUACUCAUUGUUCAAUUUGAUUGAAAUCAAAUUUAUAUCUUA
Molecule: messenger RNA, 2271 nt
Organism: Panicum virgatum (switchgrass)
Lineage: Eukaryota; Viridiplantae; Streptophyta; Magnoliopsida; Poales; Poaceae
Product: sugar transport protein 14-like
Exons: 4
Coding region: 412-1968 (518 amino acids)
Biological process (GO): monosaccharide transmembrane transport
Cellular component (GO): membrane
Molecular function (GO): monosaccharide transmembrane transporter activity
Source: RefSeq, a predicted model, not a curated record